Messenger RNA from Lacerta agilis (Sand lizard), 1155 nucleotides. RefSeq names its product coenzyme Q2, polyprenyltransferase (gene COQ2). Gene Ontology annotation, biological process: ubiquinone biosynthetic process. Bases 28 to 1149 code for a protein of 373 amino acids. The record is from RefSeq and is a predicted model, not a curated record. The transcript is spliced from 7 exons. Gene Ontology annotation, cellular component: mitochondrial inner membrane. NCBI's taxonomy places the organism in Eukaryota, Metazoa, Chordata, Lepidosauria, Squamata, Lacertidae.
GUGACGUCAGGCGGGCGCGGAGUCGCUAUGUCCGCCGCGCGGUUACUCUCUCGCCUAUCCGGGCCGCUUUGCCUCAGGCGGCCUCUCGCCCCCUUCCGCGUCUUAGCUAGCUGUACUUCGAGCCAUGAGCCUCCCAGGCCACUCGGGCAGAAGAAGCGGCCCCUCGGGACUUUAUCGGCGGCGGGUUUGGUGCGUGCGGCGCCGGGGCCGGCUCAGCCCUACCUGCGCCUCAUGAGGCUAGACAAGCCUAUUGGGACAUGGCUGCUGUACCUACCCUGCACUUGGAGUAUAGCCCUUGCAGCAGAACCAGGCUGUCUGCCGGCCUGGGACAUGCUGUUACUCUUUGGCGCUGGUGCAGUCCUGAUGCGUGGAGCAGGCUGCACAAUCAAUGACAUGUGGGAUCAAGACUAUGACAAAAAGGUUACAAGAACAGCAAGCCGACCACUGGCAGCCGGAGAGAUUUCAAAUUUUCAGUCCCUUGUUUUUCUGGGAGGACAGCUGAGCUUGGCUUUAUGCAUCCUAUUAUGUUUAAAUUAUUACAGUAUUGCUCUGGGAGCUGCUUCUUUAUCUCUUGUGGUUACUUAUCCACUUAUGAAGAGAAUAACAUACUGGCCACAGCUGUUCUUGGGCCUGACCUUCAACUGGGGAGCCUUACUUGGGUGGUCAGCUGUCCAAGGCUCUUGUGACUGGUCAGUUUGCUUGCCGCUGUAUUUCUCAGGAGUUUUCUGGACAUUAAUGUAUGACACUAUUUAUGCUCAUCAGGAUAAAAGAGAUGAUCUUGCCAUAGGUGUGAAAUCUACAGCACUCCGGUUCAAUGAAAACACAAAGCCAUGGCUCAGUGCUUUCAGCACCAUCAUGCUGUUGGGACUUACUGCAGCAGGAAUGCAUUGUGAUCAGACUUCUCCAUACUAUGUUGCUGUGACUGUAGCAGGCAUCCACUUGGCUCAGCAGAUAUACACUUUGGAUAUUCACAAGCCUGAAGAUUGCUGGAAAAAGUUCUCUUCUAACCGCACAGUAGGACUCAUACUUUUCAUAGGGAUUGUUCUUGGAAACUUACGGAAAAGGAAAAAUACAGAAGCAACCAUGAAAAAGUUUGAUAGUACAGAAGAAAAUGAAGUUGUUUUACAGAAAGGAAAUGAACACAACUAAAAAAAA